Messenger RNA from Rhineura floridana, 801 nucleotides. RefSeq names its product proline-rich protein 2-like. NCBI's taxonomy places the organism in Eukaryota, Metazoa, Chordata, Lepidosauria, Squamata, Rhineuridae. The coding region runs from base 1 to 801 and encodes 266 amino acids. The record is from RefSeq and is a predicted model, not a curated record. The transcript has a single exon.
AUGCUCAACGGCACUCGCUCUCUCCAUCGAGGGCGAAAGGGAGCCGGUUCCCUCCCGCCUGCCCGCUACAGGCCUCACCAUACGGCCCAGCACAUCCCACCCGCGGCGCGCCCCCCGCCUCCCUCUCCAAGGGCUGGAGACGACAGAGGGCUCCCCCUCCCCUCCCUCUCCCCCUCCCCGAAACCAGCUGGGCCCCCACCGGCCAGCCGCCCGCCCGCCCGCCCGCCCUCUCCCCAACGCACCCGCGCGUCGUUCCAGGCGCGCCCGUCGCCUCCGGUGCAGCCGCGGCCCCUGCCCAGAGCGGGGGUCUGGCCGCGGGGGAGGGGGCAGGCGAGGGAGGGAGGCCGGCCACUUCCUGGGCGGCGGCUGGGAAGCGACGAGCGGAAGAAGGAGCGGAGAGAGCCGCCGCCCCCUCGGCGCGCCUCCCCGGCACAGCGCCUCCCCUUGUCGCCGGAGCAGCGGCCGGAGCAGCGGAGCCCUCGGCAGGCCGUGGCCCCGCCCAGGCCCGCGGAGUCCCGGCCCCAGCCGCCCGCUCCCAAACCCGAGGAGAGGCUCGCGCUGCCCGUCCCCGGGGCGUCGCGGAGCCCGGAGCAGCCUCCCCAGCGGCCUGUCUUGGCCUCCGCUCCAUCCCCGCCCUGCAAGAAGCAACCCUCCGGGAGCCCCGACGGCCCCCGCCUCGCCAGCCUUCCUCCCCCCCCCGUUAAUUGCAAGGGGGAACCGGGGGGGGGAGCGUCACCUUUUCUUGCCAUCGGGCGGUAUAGAGCUUGCAUCCUCAACGAGCAUGCGCUCGACCAGGGAUAG